UCAGUCAUCCCGCGAAAAAAACGGCUGGUCUUCUCUCUGGUCCUUUGUUAAUAUUUUUGGACCACUAUCACAAGCAAGUCUUCUAAUACCUCUGUAGAAAAGCCUCUGCACAACAACUUCCUCUCAUUUCACUCAUGGACAAACAAGGCCGAGAAUUGGCAUUCUUGCACUCCGGCGAUUUCCUUCAUCAGAACCCUGGUUUAUCUGAUCGUCUAACCCACAAUUCCGUCGAUCCCAGCAACUCCAUGAUCAAAGAAGUGGAUUUCUUCUCAAGAGAUAGGACUGACGAUAAAUUUCCUCGUGAUCAAGAGAUUAAGGAUGGAUCAUCAUCUGUUCUUGUCCACUCCGUGGUAAACACUGGACUGAAUCUCCUCACUUCGAGCUCCGGGCUCUCAGAAACAGCAAGUGGAAACAAACCCAAUUAUGAACUGAAGAAAUUACAGGCCGAGUUAGAUAGUCUGUACGAUGAGAACAAGAAGCUGAGAAGCUUGUUGGAUCAGAUUACGAGAAGCUACAAGGACCUACAACUACAGCUACUCAUGGCAAUGCAAAAACAAGCACAGGGGAGUCGAGGAGAGCAGAAAGGAGAGCUGAAUAAUGGCAUCUCAAUACCCAUAAUGUCAGCCAAACAGUUGGUGGUCCCACGUCCAUCUGCCGCAUUAGAUGUCAACGAUAAUUCAGUAUCUGAAGAUAAGGCACAGGAUAUUUCGGCAUCUCCAACAAUUAUUCCUGAAGCUAUGUCUCAAAUAAAUCCAGGGAAACAAGCUUCGACAGAGGAUGGUCUUGAUCAGACUUCCCAGAGUUGGGGAUCUCCCAAGAGUCCGAGAUUAGAAGAAGGAAAGGGCGAGCAGAAAGUCCCUGAAGUCCCCUUCAGGAAGGCUAGAGUAUCUGUGCGAGCAAGAUCUGAGGCUCCUAUGAUCACUGAUGGGUGCCAGUGGAGAAAAUAUGGUCAAAAAAUGGCCAAGGGCAACCCUUGUCCGCGUGCAUACUAUCGCUGCACCAUGGCGGCUGGAUGUCCAGUUCGUAAGCAGGUUCAAAGAUGCGCAGACGACAAAACGAUUUUAAUUACAACAUAUGAAGGAAAUCACAACCACCCUCUUCCACCAGCAGCGACGGCUAUGGCUAGUACUACCUCUGCUGCGGCAGCGAUGCUUCUCUCAGGUUCCACCACAUCCAAAGAGGGCCUACCUUCGAAUAAUAGCUUCUUCCCUUCUUUACCCUAUGCGUCCACAAUGGCUACUCUAUCUGCGUCUGCACCAUUUCCCACCAUAACCCUUGACUUGACACAGAGCCCAAACUCCACACCUUUCCUUCGCCCACCUCCACCAACCACAUUUCCUCUUCCUUUGCAUGGCUGUCCACAACUGCUUGGCCACCCUAUGUAUGCCCCACCCAAGCUACCAGCAGCCGCAAUUCCAUCGUUGCAAUUAGGGCAACGACACGCUUCAAUGGUUGAGACGGUAACAGCUGCCAUUGCUUCUGAUCCAAACUUCACGGCGGCCUUGGCGGCAGCCAUCUCCUCAAUUAUUGGUACACAGAGAAGCAAUAUUGAUGGAAGCAGCAACACAAAUGCUCCUAACGGGGGCCUAACCGGAUUGCCUGGGUCCCCACAACUUCCUCAAUCUUGUACGACAUUCUCCACCAACUAGGGUUUUCUGGUUCUUUGAGCUCUGGGUUUAAGUUAUUGGCGAAUAACCGUGGAUCUUUUGUGAAGUUGGUAAUGGGUGCAACGUGGCCAUAGAGAUAAAUUUUGGUGAACUUGAGCUAAGACCAAUAAAAAGAAAUUACUGUAUUCCUGUGUAGAUGAUAUGUAAUGCAUACUUAGCUGUGUUUGGCGUGAAUGUAUGUAUAUUUUACAAGUGUUAUUACUUAGUAGGGUAAGCUUUUGAAAGCUUAGAGUGGGGUGUAAGAAUGAACUAUGAAAAUGGAUCUACAGAACUAGCUAGAAUGCGAUGUAUUCGGCAAAAGAGUAUACAUACAGCAUAUGUAUAUAACAUAGCAUGGUAAAGUCCAUACUUGAUCAUGGAAGGGAAUUUUAUACACUUUCUUUCUCAGAA
Manihot esculenta (cassava) is the source of this 2057-nucleotide messenger RNA. RefSeq names its product probable WRKY transcription factor 47. The transcript has 6 exons. Bases 135 to 1649 code for a protein of 504 amino acids. Gene Ontology annotation, biological process: regulation of DNA-templated transcription. NCBI's taxonomy places the organism in Eukaryota, Viridiplantae, Streptophyta, Magnoliopsida, Malpighiales, Euphorbiaceae. The record is from RefSeq and is a predicted model, not a curated record. Gene Ontology annotation, molecular function: sequence-specific DNA binding; DNA-binding transcription factor activity.